Molecule: messenger RNA, 944 nt
Organism: Ceratotherium simum simum (southern white rhinoceros)
Lineage: Eukaryota; Metazoa; Chordata; Mammalia; Perissodactyla; Rhinocerotidae
Gene: TMED1
Product: transmembrane p24 trafficking protein 1
Source: RefSeq, a predicted model, not a curated record
GUCCUUCACGCCAGGCUCUGCUGGUUUCGGACAACGGGCAGACGCGACUGCCAAUGAGCUCCGCCCAGUAGCGGAGGGGGCAGGGCUAGCCCUUAAAGGAGCCGCGACCCACUAGCAGACCGAGGGUGACCCGGAUGAUGGCGGCCGGCGCGGCCCUAGCCUUAGCCCUGUGGCUACUACUGCCGCCAGCGGGGGUGAGAGGGGCAGGGCCCCCGCCGAUCCAGGACGGCGAGUUCACGUUCCUGCUGCCCGCAGGGAGGAAGCAGUGUUUCUACCAGUCCGCGCCGGCCAACGCAAGCCUCGAGACCGAGUACCAGGUGAUCGGAGGAGCUGGGCUGGACGUGGACUUCACGCUGGAGAGCCCUCAGGGCGUGCUGCUGGUCAGCGAGUCCCGCAAGGCAGACGGCGUGCACACGGUGGAGCCCACGGAGGCCGGGGACUACAGGCUGUGCUUUGACAACUCCUUCAGCACCAUCUCGGAGAAGCUGGUGUUCUUUGAGCUCAUCUUUGACAGCCUGCAGGAGGACGAGGAGGUCGAGGGCUGGGCGGAGGCUGUGGAGCCCGAAGAGAUGCUGGAUGUCAAGAUGGAGGACAUCAAGGAGUCCAUUGAGACCAUGAGGACCCGGCUGGAGCGCAGCAUCCAGAUGCUCACGCUGCUGCGGGCCUUCGAGGCACGUGACCGCAACCUGCAGGAGGGCAACCUGGAGCGGGUCAACUUCUGGUCGGCCGUGAACGUGGCCGUGCUGCUGCUGGUGGCCGUGCUGCAGGUCUGCACGCUCAAGCGCUUCUUCCAGGACAAGCGCCCCGUGCCUACGUAGCCCUGCCCGGAAGAAGACCAGGAGAUGGGAGGGGCAGCAGGGCGCAUGUGUGUGGGACUUGGGGGUCCCUUCCCCAAGUUAGUUCCUUACAGGCCAGGAGGCUGUGUGGUCUGGGCCUGAGGGGUG